This is a messenger RNA of Tinamus guttatus (white-throated tinamou), 783 nucleotides long. It is a transcript of the gene STX8, whose product is annotated as syntaxin 8. Lineage: Eukaryota; Metazoa; Chordata; Aves; Tinamiformes; Tinamidae. Gene Ontology annotation, molecular function: SNAP receptor activity; SNARE binding. Gene Ontology annotation, biological process: vesicle fusion; intracellular protein transport. Gene Ontology annotation, cellular component: endomembrane system; SNARE complex. The record is from RefSeq and is a predicted model, not a curated record.
AUGAGGCUGCCCCAGCCAGGGGCUGAGGGAGGGCCUGACAGGCCACCGGCCCGGAGGCACGAGAUGGUGCUGCAGCCAGAGGGGCCUCCCCAGCUCCUGCUGUACGAUGCCACCAGCCAGGCCGCGCAGGAGAUCGCGGAGAAAAUCCAGGAGCGAAACCGCUGCCAGAGGAACGGGGAGAGCACGGCAAAGCUCAACGUGGCCAUCAGGUCGUCACUGCAGAGUCUCAAGGAGAAGAUCGAUCAGCUGAAGGACUUGCUGCUUCGGGCAGUAUCAACGCACCAAAUCACACAGCUGGAGGGGGACAGGAGGCAGAACUUGGUGGACGACCUUCUCACGCGACAGAGGCAACUGCAGGCGUCGUACAAGAAUGAAGGCACAGAGCCAGAUGUGAUAAGGUCUAGCCUGAUGACCGGAGGAGUCAAACGAGGUGUAACCAACCCAUGGCUCCUGGAAGAACCUGAGGAAACCAGGGCACUUGGCUUUGACGAUAUCAGGCAGCAGCAGCGAAGGAUCAUACAAGAACAAGAUGCUGGGCUCGAUGCUCUUUCUUCAAUCAUAUCCCGGCAAAAACAAAUGGGGCAGGAAAUUGGGAAUGAGCUGGAUGAGCAGAAUGAGAUCAUCGAUGACCUCACCAGCCUGGUGGAGAACACGGACGACAAGCUCCGCAAUCAGACGCGGCACGUGAAGGUGGUGGACAAGAAGUCGACUUCCUGCGUGGUGAGGGAAGGAGACCGUGUCGCUGCAAGCUGCAACUCUGCCUUCCGCCUUUCAGAAGAAUGA